Crotalus tigris (Tiger rattlesnake) is the source of this 3280-nucleotide messenger RNA. RefSeq names its product chromosome unknown C2orf78 homolog (gene CUNH2orf78). NCBI's taxonomy places the organism in Eukaryota, Metazoa, Chordata, Lepidosauria, Squamata, Viperidae. Bases 1056 to 3245 code for a protein of 729 amino acids. The record is from RefSeq and is a predicted model, not a curated record. The transcript has 4 exons.
UUCAGCAAUUGUUUAAAAUAGUAGUAAAUUGAAAUGGAUUAAAAACAUUGAUAUCUAUGUGGUUAAAAAACUCAAAAUCCUCUUAUUCCUGCAAAGCUGAAACAGACUAAGGAUGCUAAUCUUUGACCAUUCAGGUUAGCUGAAGGCAUAAAGAAGUCAUUUAUUGCCCAAAUGAAAGCUGUUUCCCACCUCUCGGAAAGUGAAGAUUGGCCACCAGGGAAGGUGAGUGGUCAGGAGAAGGCUCAAAUAUUUCUUUCCCCCAAGCUCAGCUCUUGAGAGCCAUCACUGAUGCGCUCCUUGCCUUCUGCAGUGACAUCAGUUUCAUCAUCAGCUUCUACUCUGGAAAUUCUCUUGGCAUCUCAGAAUGUCCAGGGUUACCAUAGGGACAGGAGUAAACACUUUUAAAUGAUUCCAGCCUUACUGACCAUUUUUUACUGGAUGCUGAGUGGUUAGCAGGCAGCGUCCAUGUCUAUCAUUGUUCGAGAUAUAAUAUUUCCCCCAUCAUGGCUGGUAGGAAUUGGGCCAUCUUGCUGUUUGAAGAAAUCUCUUCUUUCUCCAGAAGACCCAGUUAGGGGGAAAUAGUUGCAUAACAGAGGCAGAGCUGGGGAAAGGAGAAGGUUUGGGGGUGGGCUAUACAAGAGAAGGAAAUGAUAGAAAGAAAGUCAGAAGAAAACCAAGAGGGUGAGCCAUCUUUCAAUCCAAUUUUGGGAAAUUCUUGACUUUUUUUCUUGGAUGUGCUCAUAUAUUUGGCACUAUAUUCAGUGGAGUUUCAUAUCCACUUCCAAUAAAUAUUUCUUAAUCUAGUUUUUGAUAGAAACAUCUAUUUAAUUCUAUUUCCUCAUCACAUCAAAAGUUUAGCAGGGGGACUGAUGGAACUGAGGGAGGAAAAGAAAUGAGCAUCACAAGCCGAACUGCCUUGCUUUAUUUAUAUGUGGCCAAGGAGACAGUUUGGUACUCUUUGAAGCCUAACCCGAACCCUACCUUCCCUGACAUUUCAGGAUCAGGACCUAGAUCCAAAAAAGAAUCACAGAUGUUCUCUGAUUGAAACAGAAAAUAUGGUUUCUGACUUCUGUUCUUUUUAUAUGUGUUUUACAGAUCAGGUGCAUAACACAGACACCCCGGAAAAUCAGAACCUUCCGCCUCGCAGUUGCCCAAUACUAAUAGCUGUAUCCGCUCUAGGAAGCAAUCUUCCCAACUUCUCUGGAAUGGCAACACCAGUUCUGAGCAACCUUUGGAUCCAGCCUCCUUUUCCCCAUCUGCCUGUUCGGUUGAUCCCAGGCAACACCAGCCUCCAAACAUUUCUACCUCCAGGAGUCUCGCACCUCCAAACCGUCCAUGGGGAACAGCUGCAGUUAGCCAACCUGGCCGCCUGUAACCCUCCCGUGUCUGCCUUUCCUCAGCCUUUCUACGCACCUCGGCCACCUCAGUAUGAAACUCUUGCUGACACUGACAACCAUCAGCAGAUCCCCAGGCCACCCUACCCCCACCAUCGGCUUUCCGGUCCUUCUUUGCAAGAGGUCAGAGCCCCUGAAGAUACUUUCCAUCUUCCAGGAUCUCUGGAUCAGCAAAGAAGUAGCCAUCAUCAGUUUGUGGGAUCACCUUUGGUUCCUUCUUCAUCUUUACACUAUGAUUUGGAGGACAUUCCUCAUCUCCUUCCUGGGUUGGAAGUGGGCCAAGCUCCAGGAGGACACCUGUCAGAUGCCAGUAUGGAGAUUGAGGUCCCACAGGCCUCUCCAGACCAAGAAGCAUCAGAGCCAGACCAUGGCGAAAGUUUUGGGCUGAGUGAUAGUCAGUUCCAUCUGCCAUCAAAGGGCAAAGGGAAAAGAAAAAUCCCUUGGACUGAAGAAGAGCCUUCAGCGAAAAAAUGCAAGGAGGAGGAGAAAACUCAGCAUCAGAUGCCAUCUAAGACGAGGGCAAAAAGGCAGCAGAGAAACAAACCUUGCAAAAAUAUCUCUGUAAAGGUGGCAGAAGAUGCUCCUAAGACAAAAAUAUUCCCCUGUGUUCUGGAAGCCAUGCAAAAUCAGCUCCAGGAUAAGAUGCCUACUGAACUUCUGACCAUACAUGAAGACCCAAAGGUUGCGCUUCUUGAACUUCUUGCACAACAGCCUGGUGAACAAAGUGACUCUUCUGCUUCCAAAGGUUCUCAGACUGUCCACACCCCUUCAGGCUUGGAGAAGAGUCCGCCUAAAAGCCAAAGUAAACAGGAAGCAAGGAAAAAUGUGAGCCUGUGUGGGACAAAAAGCAGAAAGUGCUACCCCAGAAGAGAAGCGGAAGGAGCCCCAAAGCCCGUCCUAAAGACCAACCUGGCUUGUAAACUGAUGCAGUCUGUGCAAGUGUUCCACCCACUGGGGAAGCCGAACGUUUCGUCUCUACCAAGCAAGAAAGUCCAUUCCGUUCUACCUCACAACCCCGUUCCAGACAAUCUCAUCCCAAAGGCAAAGCUUUCGCCCAAAUCAUCAGCUAAUCCAUCUUCCCAACCUCUGAUCACUGCACUGAAGCCACCAUUGCACUUUCUACCUGCCUCUCAGCUGCAUCCCCAAUACAAGCCACCAGCAUCCUCCGUGUCAGAAUCACCUUCAUACCCCCUAUCCAAACCUUCACCCCAUUGUCUGACCAAGCCACAAUCACAGCCUUGGCAGAAACGCUCGUUAAUUCCUGUGCCUGUGCCUACUCAGCCACCAAAGACCCGGGGGAAGCAGGGGCCCCUUGCCACAAUCCCACCUGCAACAAAGACCUUGGAUUCUGCAACCCAGCCUGCAGCUCCUGGAAAAAACAUCAGUCUGGGGUCGAAGCCAGCUGAUGUAGCACCAAAUGUUGGACAGUCAAGCAAUAUUGCAGCACCAGCCAAAGACCCAGUGCCCAAAGGUCCACCUUCAUCGCCACCAUAUAAGGGGGACACAUACAGACCCUGGAGAAUGCCCCCCCCCGACCUGGAGGCCUCGCAACCCAUCACGGAUGAACAAUGGCCCAUUCGGGAGAAGAUGAAACGAGAAGCUCAGAAGGAGAGGGAGGAGGCAGCCUGCUGGACUUCGUUGGGGAGAAUCAAGGUUUUCAAGGAGCGGGAGAAAGAAAUGGACGUAUCCCUACAUUAUGGCUAUCCCAGCUUUGGCUGUCCUUGGAGAACGUCCACUUGGGCUUGUCCAUCUGGAAGACUACAGGCUGGGAACGUACAACAGUUGGGAUCGGACUUUCAGUCAACAAUGAGGGGGUCAUCAACCAAUAUGUCCCAUGACCGCAUUGCUUAGCACUCACCAUCCCAGCGAUCACGCUUGUGGUUGUU